AUAUCCGCAAGGGGAGGAAGAGGCUAUUUGGAUUAAUUCCCCCACAUGCAUUCUUGUAUGAAACGAGUCCUGGAUCAUCAAGACCAUAUAGGCUAAAAGAGGAAGCCAUAUAAUUAUAAUCAUUGCUUCCGCGGUGACAUCGGUACGGAUAUACUUAAUGUCGUUCUACCACAAUGUCUCAUCGAAUAAUGAAGCAUUUAAUCGGAGCUAAGGGAGUAUAAUGUUUCAUGUUGCUGCUUUUUGUUUUGAUUUUUAUAUAAUCAGUGCAUGUCUGAUGAUUGAUAAUGAUACAAAGCCAGUAGCAUAGGAGAUCAUGUCCUAUAUAUCGGGGAUAUCGGAUCAUUAAGCAACGGAAAAAGAAAGUUGGACACAACUCUAGAUCUACUGUUCUUAGAGUAUACUCGUAUGACGUCAUAAUGCUUUUAUGAUGGUGUAAUCGCGGAUUACCACUUUGCAGCAGAGACAACGACGUGGUGUAAUGUCAUCAAUAAGUAGUUGUAUUUUAGAAGGAGCAUCUUUGAUAGAGAAGUCGAUCGGAAACCCAUACGAGUAAAGAAUAUAAAUCAGGAUCAUAAAAAGGAUGGAUAAAUCUAAGCAAGCAGUGCAAUACACAGUGGAAGCUAUGCAGUAUCUUGUUGGUGGGAGAACACGUCAUCCUAUCAGCAUGUCUGGACGACAGAGUGUUGUGGAUCGCAUGCAGGCGGCCCGUCAUACGAUAGCGGGUUCAGACCUGAGGAAGUCGGUAUGCAAAGCCACGACUGAGGAGUUGAUGGGUCCCAAGAAAAAACAUUUGGAUUAUCUAUUGCAGUGCACUGCAGCAGAACACAUCAACAUUCCAGAACUAGCCGACCAACUUGUAAAUAGAACUACCUCUGGAAACUGGGUUGUUGUCUUUAAAACGUUAAUAACCACACAUCAGCUCAUGAUCUACGGCAAUGAUCGUUUCAUGUGGAAUCUAGCAACAAGAGCCAGUGUUUUCAGUCUCGAUGACUUCACAGACAAAGGAAAUGUUCAAGGAUAUGAUAUGUCAACAUACAUCAGACGGUAUGCCAAAUACAUCAACUGCAAGGCACUCGCAUUCAGACAAAUGGGAUUCGAUUUUGUUCGGGCUAAAAGAGGGAAAGAAGAAGGAGUAUUAAGAACAAUGUGUGCAGAGAAACUCCUGAAAACCCUUCCUCCUUUGCAAGACCUAAUGGAUGCUUUACUAGAUUUUGAGGCCACAUCCAAUAAUCUAACCAACGGUGUAAUAAAUAGCGCAUUCACACUACUAUUCAAAGAUAGUAUAAGGCUGUUUGCGUGCUACAAUGAUGGAAUCAUCAAUCUCUUAGAGAAGUACUUUGAAAUGAACAAGAAAGACUGUCGUACAGCGCUGGACAUCUAUAAGAAAUUCCUGAUUCGUAUGGAGAGGAUAGGAGAGUUCCUCAAAGUUGCAGAGCAAGUGGGAAUCGACAAGGGAGAAAUUCCAGAUUUAGCGAAGUUUGGUGAUGCCCCAUCUGAAUAUAAAACAGCCCCAAGUAGUCUGUUAGAAGCGCUUGAGCAGCAUCUGGCAUCUCUUGAAAGUAGCAAAAAGUCAAACUGGAACAAAGCCAAUACAGUGCAGACAGUUUUAAAUGCAUUCUCCUCAUCAGCAGCAGCCAUUGAUGAUGAAGAGAAGAAGAAAGCACUCGAGGACGAGAAGGCAAGAUUAGCAGCACUCAAGAAUUUUAGCCAUACCUUUGAGAGUUAUAGCGAGACCUCACAGAGUUUGAAUGAAGUGGCAACAACCAUCCUCUUUGAUUUUAAUGAUCAGGAGCAGAGAUUGAAGGAGUCUCACCAGCCAGAGCCAAUCACUUUCACCCAGGAGCCUGUAGUCCAGAACACCCCACCGCCAGCAGCAGCAGUACCGGCUCCAGUACCGGCUCCUGCACCAGCUCCUGCUUCAAAUCCCUUCAUCACCGCUCCAGCAGCACCUCAACCUGUUACAGCAUCAACAACGUCCAACCAGGAUCUCUUCGCUGCUCCUGCAGUAAACAACAACAACCAGCCAGGGAUGAAGCCAUCACAGGAUCUGAUAGGUCUUCAAUCCAAUCCAAUGUCGGCCAUUCUCCAAGCACAGAUGGCUACUCAGGUCAUGUCGUCCAACCAACCUCAGGCAUGGGGAUCACCAAAUGACAUGUCAGGGUCUCUUGACCCAAACAACCCUUUCACCUCAAGUGAACCUGCACCCCAAGCUAAUGUUGACCAGUCCCCAUUCCUAGCUGAUUUUGAUGGUCAAGCUUCCGUACUGGAGCCCUCUGGUCACGCUCGUGAGCCUGUUGAAGGUGCUGCCAGCAACAAAUUUGAUCCCUUCGCUGGCAUUGAAGAUGAUUACAUGAAAACAAAGAAGAGUGUUGAGCACCCUCAAGACCAAGGGGAUCUAAUGGCCCCAAUGGCUCCUCAGCCAAUCCCCAUGAAUCAGUUGGAUCCUUUGUCUCCCAGUGUUGCUUCUGAUGGUUCCCUCCUGACUACCCAAGCUCCCUCUCAACCCAAGCAGGUUCCCAACUAUACCCCAUCCUUUGAUACAGUAAGCCAAGGCUUCCCUCCGGCUAGUGACCCAGUUGCUCCUAAAUCACCUGCCCGCAGCCCCAUUACCCCUAAUUAUUCCCCCAUGUUAGACCCUGUCAGCCCCAACGUACCAACAGCCAUUGACCAACCAUCUCCCAGGUCUCCGUUCGGUAGCCCUCCAGCCCCAAAUUAUUCAGUGUCAUUUGACCCAAUGGGCCAUAGCCUUUCCCCGGCUAAGACUCCCAGAUCACCCGCUAUGAACCCCAAGUUCUCUCCCACCCAUCGCCCCACCCCUUUCCCCUCUCCAAACCCAUCCCCUCAGGUUCCCUUGCAGAGCGCCCUCGCUUCGUCACCCCUCGUGACUAAUCCAUCAUCAGACUUUACCCCCAUCACCACAAAUGCUUCAGAUGAUAUCCAUGGAGGUUCCCACACCUGGGAUGUUGACAAGCCCUCAGAGAUCGAGUCCAUCUUUGGAGCUCGACCUUUGACUCCGUCCACUGCCGCUGCAGACCAGGGAAUCCUUGGACAAGGCUUUGAAAGUUUUGCAAAUAAUAAUGACAUAGGGGCAAACUUUGACAAGGCGUUUGGCAACACUAUUACACAGCCUGCAGUCCAAACCUCUGCACCCAUCAUGGGUGACGUCCUCCAGCCCAUGAAUAAACAACCUCUACCGCCCUCACAGGCAGAGGUCAUGGCUACCAAUGGAGGUAACAACCUAGACUCGACGCUCGUCAAAUUAGCAACGAAUUUGGAUAUCAAAGGCUCUGCAUCUCCCAAAAAAACUGCUGGAGCUGGGAGUGGAAGUGGUGUACUUGAUUUUGAUCUUCAUGGAAUGGGCCGUUUGAAGACGGAACACCAGUGGACUAAGAACUCACCAUCACAGAGGACUGGAGGGGCAGGUUGGUCACCUCAGAAGGUUCCGAUGGGGUCAUCAGCUGCCCCUGCAUGGGGUGGAACGGCAGCCCCGAUGGGUGGUGGUUACAUGGAGCUUGAGUCUGCACCAACACCUCCACCACCAAAUACUACCAUGGGUGGUCAGACAGCCGAUUGGAGGGGUCAAGCAUUCUCAGGACAAUUUGGUGCUCAACAGCCAGGAAUGGUCCAACCUGGAAUGGGCAUGGGUGUAAGACCAGUGGGUAUGGCACCGAUGGGCAUGUAUGGUCAACCUGUAGGAGGUAUGGCUCAACCUAUGUACAACCAACCAACGAGACCACCAGCACAAGCACCAGCAGAUCCAUUUGGAAAUCUCUGAAAGCGGUCAACACGAUAUGACCAUCUAGUUUCAUAGGUGUCAUCUCCACAGAGAUAUAUGGAUAUAUGAAUAUAUAUAUAAAUAGAUAAAUAUAUAAAUAUAUAUAUAUUAUGAUAUGAGUGGACAUUUUCAAAGUGGAGAAAAGAAGAUGUUUGUGACCAAUUAUUUAGAAACCAGCGACAAGAAUCAUGAAAGUGAUUUGUUUUUUUGACGGCAUCCACUCUCCUUGGUCACCUUUUGUGAAUGAGCGAUUCCAGUCACCGGUGUUCUUAUUAUCGCAAGUGAACUCGUAUGUCAGCCAUCGUGCAUUGUAUCCCGUGUUUGAUAAUCUCAACGUAUCAUGCAUGACACUGUGUUUAGUUAUUCAGUUACAUGGAUUGAUUCAAUAGUGCUUGUCUCUGAGGACGUAACCCUUGGCCUCUAUCAGUAUACCCACUUCCGCGCCAUCCGUCUGGAAAACGAGAUCAGGUUGAAAUGAAUAUUUGUGAUGGAUAUGUGAACUACAUACAACAAAGUCAUGCGGAUGUUGACUUUUGAUGAAAUAUGGUAGAAAGCAAAAGGAGCUGAAAUUGGAAGUUUGGAGCAUUCGAAGGAUUAUAUGGAGAGUACAGGUAGUGCAUCCGUCAGGAGAAUUGGACUUAACAAUGAAUAUCAGUUCAUGCUUCUGUGUAUGUUGCAGAUAUAAAGCAUGUCCUGGUUUGUUAAUUGUUGUACAUUGGUAUGAAUGUAUGCCACUGUCCAAGUGUUUUGUAAUCACCCCAUAGACAAACAUUACCACCUUUGAUGGGAUCACAGUAUGAAGUUACAGAAUAGAUUGUAGGUUUUAAAACUGCCACUGGAAAAUAGACCAAGUGAUUGUAUUGCUCCAGUUGCACAAACACAACCGACUCCAGACCGAUCUAAGCUUUCACAUUACUUUCAAUGGCAUUAUCAUCAUUUGCUUUGGGUCAGCUUCAUUCGUGUGACUGGGGUAUAAAGCAAAAUGUGAAUAUUGUUACUUUCCUCUUGUAAGAAAUACUCCAAAGUCCUUGUUUUGAUGCGAGGGGCUAAAACGUGGUUGUUUGAAAUGACAAUGUAUCAGCACACAAUGAGCUAAUUGUGCGUUGUUGUUGCUAUAUCAGUCAAACCUCGGUUGGUAUUAGCAGCAGUUCAAUGAGUCAAAUGUCAUUCAGAUUUGGAGUCCUUUGUUUGAACG
Molecule: messenger RNA, 4970 nt
Organism: Lytechinus variegatus (green sea urchin)
Lineage: Eukaryota; Metazoa; Echinodermata; Echinoidea; Temnopleuroida; Toxopneustidae
Product: phosphatidylinositol-binding clathrin assembly protein-like
Exons: 26
Coding region: 581-3775 (1064 amino acids)
Biological process (GO): clathrin coat assembly; synaptic vesicle budding from presynaptic endocytic zone membrane; clathrin-dependent endocytosis
Cellular component (GO): clathrin-coated vesicle; synaptic vesicle; clathrin-coated pit
Molecular function (GO): SNARE binding; phosphatidylinositol-4,5-bisphosphate binding; 1-phosphatidylinositol binding
Source: RefSeq, a predicted model, not a curated record